This is a messenger RNA of Ylistrum balloti, 843 nucleotides long. Its product is annotated as sepiapterin reductase-like. The transcript has 3 exons. Bases 1 to 843 code for a protein of 280 amino acids. The record is from RefSeq and is a predicted model, not a curated record. Gene Ontology annotation, biological process: tetrahydrobiopterin biosynthetic process. NCBI's taxonomy places the organism in Eukaryota, Metazoa, Mollusca, Bivalvia, Pectinida, Pectinidae. Gene Ontology annotation, molecular function: sepiapterin reductase (NADP+) activity.
AUGGAGAAGAACGAGAGCGUCUUUCUUAAGAAGAGUUUUGUAGUCAUAACUGGUGCAAGCAGAGGACUUGGGAGGAGCAUUGCUCUGCAGUUUGCGGUCAAGUUUCCCGCUAAUUCCGUUUUCGUACUCAUGGCCAGGAAUGUUGAAGCUUUAGAGAGCGUUAGGAAGGACUUGAAAACAUUAUCUCCCGAAAUAUUCGUAAUAGUUCGACAAUAUGAUCAGGGCAAUACUGAUGAGGGGUAUUUCAACGGACUGUUUGACAGUGUACUGACUGUAAAUAAACUAUCUAGAGAUGAUUUUGAACAGGUACUGAUUGUUCACAACUGUGCUUCUACGGGAAAUAUUGACCAGACUGCUCUUCAAUUGAGUGACGCCAUGCAAGUCCAGUCUUAUUACGAUAUAAACCUGAGUGGCUUGAUCCUACUCAACACAAGCUUCUUCUCGACAUUUUCUGACCCAUCACAAUCUAGGGUUGUAGUCAAUAUGACGUCAGGGGCUUCCAAGCAACCUACACCAUCUCUACACUUGUACUGUGCAGGCAAGGCCGCACGUGAUAUGUUUUUCAAAGUCCUUGACAAAGAGGAGCCUUCUAUCCGGAUUCUAACGUACGCUCCCGGUGCUGUUGAUACCGAGAUGUUACGAAAUCUGGAAACCAACGCAUCCUCCGUACCAUUACAGAAACUAGUUAAUGGCUUGCGACAAGACGACAAAUUACUGACAGCAAAAGAGGCAGUCGCCAAUCUGGUCGAGGUUCUAGAAGACAACACGUUUGAGAAUGCUGCCCACGUAGAUAACUAUGAACCGCAAGCUAAACCAUACCGUGAAAAAAUGUUAAAGCAGUGA